This is a messenger RNA of Ruditapes philippinarum (Manila clam), 4478 nucleotides long. Its product is annotated as protein moonraker-like. The record is from RefSeq and is a predicted model, not a curated record. Lineage: Eukaryota; Metazoa; Mollusca; Bivalvia; Venerida; Veneridae. Bases 117 to 3350 code for a protein of 1077 amino acids. Gene Ontology annotation, cellular component: centriolar satellite. Gene Ontology annotation, biological process: protein localization to centrosome; centriole replication. The transcript has 19 exons.
UUCUAUUCAAGCGCUUAGUUGACAUCGAUCUAUAUCACUUGGCGGUUUGGUUGUAAAUUUUGUAUUAUUUUUUUUUCGAAAAUGCGAAAAUAAAGGACGAAUUUACAUGUUUAAAGAUGGCUGAGAGUAACUUUGUGAUGCAGAAUCAGUUGAAGUUUAAUCUGGGAAUUCCACUGGCUGCCUCUAAUGUUGCUGUUAGGUAUCACAAACCGAAUCCAAUUGUGGUUGAAAGAGCUGGUGGUGUGAUCAAUGUACCUCCUUCAUCUAGACCUGUUCCAUCCAACCAGCCUGCCUCAGCUCGAUCCUCUUUAGCAGAUGAUAGAAUGGCUCUAGCUGUAAAACUUGCUCAGAGAGAUUUGAAGAGGCAAAAAGAGAGCAUGCCAGCUAGGAGCAGAAGUCCUUCUCCAAAGGCAACAAAAACUAAAUUUAGUAAAGGUGGAACUAAGAUGGUGUAUACAAAAGACUGUAGAGAUAGAUCAAGGAGAUUACAGGAGAAACAAGCUGGUAGAGAUCCACUGAAAGUUCGAGAACAAGGCUGGAACUCGGGUACUACUGUGGCUAGAACUCAAACACCUCCCAGGGAUAGAAUGGCCAGGCUUAAUCUACCAGUAACAACAAACUCUCCCCCUACUAGAGAUACAGAUCAUUAUCCGAGGUCUAUAUCAAGUGAUAAUCCAGUACAAGAGAUUGAGAGAAUGCAGAAAGAGAUGGAAGGAUAUCUACAACAAAUACAAGUCAUUGAGCAAAAAGCUAUGAGCGAGGGAGCAGGAGAUUUUAUGCAGCCAGCAAAGUCAAGAAAGAGAGACGGUUACCUGAGUGAUGAGGAGGAUCCGGCACGGCGCGCACUGCGCCAGGAAGAACAAGCUACACGUUCGGCACGGCAGAUCUAUAACCUGAGGCAACAGGUUCGAGCUUUACAAGAUCAGGUGACUAGAGGGGAAGGAAGAAAAGUUAAACACACUAAAAAGAGUCAGGUGAUGUUAAGACUGGCUGCUGCACAUAGAGGAGCUGUACGAGCUAUCCAAGGGUUUGUAAACCAGCAGCUGCCACAACAAGACUUGCGCAAGGGACUCCCAACUGGCUACCACGAGCUAGCAUUGUUGAUAAGACAGCUCGCUCUGCUCAGUACGCACAUUCGCACCAAGGAUGACUCGGUCAAUGUUAAACAAGAUCUUAUUAGUAUGCUUGAUAGAGUAGAUGAGUUGAACAAGGCCUGGUGUGCUGAACUAGAAGAAAAAGAGGAUCAAGUUUACACAGAGGAACCUCGCCGGAAAUCACCAACAGGCCGGCAGGGGGCGCCACCUGUACAGAAAAACAAGGUCAAACAAGAACAGCAGAGAAAAUUUGGGAAGGAAAAUAGACCGAAAGGUUUAUUAAAGAAACAGUUCUACAAAGGAACAAAGCCAAUACAAAAGUCUCAAAAACCAAGAAAGUUGACACCAGAAAGACAGAAUGUUCUUCAGGCAGGAAUUCAGGCAUAUUUGAGAGAGGAUGCAAGACAGGGCGAGCGAAAUGUUGCCUGGGAGAUACCUGGUGAUGAAAGUAUGGCCACUGAGCAAGGCAACUCGAGUUUAAUUCUGCCAAAAGGUUUGCAGUUCAAACGGGAGAAAGCUCAAAGAUCUGUAACACUGGCAGUUCCAGAGUCACAUUUCUCCGACCCAACACUUUCUUCCUGUCUGAAAACUAAACAACAUCAAGAACAUGAACCCAGAAGUCAGGAACCAUGGAGACCAGGUGGAAGUACUCACAGGUCCCCUGGCAGGUCAAGGUCACGAGAUAGAAGUAGGUCAAAGAGUCCAAGGUCAAGAGUAAGAAACAUUCAAAUGCAGGAUAUGGAUACAGAGCUGAUGCAGGAGUUAUUUCCUGAAGGUGUUGAUGGAAUGGGCAGAAGGGGUAGGUCAGCAAGUCCAAGGUCAAGGUCACAAAGACAGAGAUCAUUGAGUCCACCUAGGUCACCAGAAACAAGGUCACGUUUCACUGCACACAAGAUGAGGUCAAGACUUGAUAAGCUGCAACAGAAAGCUGAAGAUAUGAGUAUGGUGAAGGAAAGGGAGAGAGAGUUAUCAGAAAUUAACAUGAGACAGAUGCUUGCUGAACGUGCCAGAGAACAGGGCAGCAUUAAAGGUGACAUGAUGACUGAUAUGAUAUUAAAUGACAUUUUACAUGACACCGCAGCUGAGUUGCAGGCUGUAGAAGAUGACAACAAUAUCUAUGAUGAGGCAGUAACCAUGCAGCAUAACCCUACCCUAGAAAAUAUUUAUCAAAGAUUAGAACAAAUGGAGCUUGAGGCGGUUGAUAUUAGACGUAGAUGGGGUACUCUUCACUUUGAGGAGGAAAAUAGCUCAUCAAUAUUGAAAACCAGAAGUAUAGAGAGGCCUUCAGGACCAGUUGCCAUGGAGAUAACAAGAAAAGAUCCCUCACAGUCUCAUAGAGUUCAAAGUUCAAGGGCAUUUGACAAGGAGGCAGAAGGUCCAAUAAUCUUCACAAAGUCUGCACCAGCACCUGGUUAUAGUCAGAGAACAACUAUAGUAGAAACAGAGGAGGCAUUGUUGAGUGAUUUCCCUAUAGAUUUACCACUGAGGAGUGGUAAGAUACGUUUAAAGUUACCCGACUCUGCUGUGAGGGAUAUUCACAGUAACCUUGAAAAAUACCAGAGACAUUUAAGAAAAACUUCACACCAGUCACACAGUAAAUUUGAUCCUUGGAAACUCGUUGAGGAAAUAUCAGAUCAAGUUUUAACAGAGUGCCUUAAUGAGAUAGAGAAAGAACUAGAAGAUGUCGAAGAAAAUAUUGUCCAUCAAGUUUGUAAAUCUGAAUUUGCUCUACCAGAACCUUCUACUGUACAAAAACAUGUGGAGGAAGUGAAUGAGGAUUAUGGGUAUGAUCAGAAUAUGGAACCAGUCAGUACUAGUAGACAUGAAAGUUUGAGAAGCAGACAAGAUGAUAAUUAUUUUAGAACCAGUCAACAGGAAGUUGAUGAGGCAUCUGCUCCAAGAGAAAGUGCAGAAAGGUCAAUUCUUCAAAGUAGUGCAGACAAAUCAAGAGAGAAUGGACAUAGCUCUAAAAAAGAAGUUAGUUUUGGACAGGAUGUGAGUUAUGGACGAGAAGCAAGUUAUGAGAGGGAAGUAAGUUAUGAGAGGGAAGUAAGUUAUGAGAGGGAAGAAAGUUUUGAAAAGGAAGGAAGUUUCGGACAUGGAGCUAUUUUUGACGCAGCUGAUUUAGAUGCUGCAUUUGAUGGAGACACAGUGAGAGAUCAGUAUGUUGAUGAUACUUAUGAAGAAGAUGAUGAAAUCUCAGAAGUUUCACCGAUAGAUAGUGACGAACUUGAAUAUUCCACAGAUGAGACUUGAUGAUUUUGUUAGUUUAUUCUAAGUAUACUUGUAUGUAGGAAUUAUUUAUAUAGGAAAGUAUAAGUAUGAGUUACAGUGAAUGUAGCAUUAUCUAUUAUAUAUCUACAUCAGUUGUGGGUGCUUAUUUUGUUGCCUGGAAAAAUUUUGAUUGGAUAAAAUCAAAUUAAAACUAAACCUUACUCUACUAAAAUUGUAUAAUAUUGGCUUGUGUAACUUUGGAAUUGUAAGAAUCCAUUUAUACUUCAAUCUUUAACCUGAGAGCAGUAAAAUAAUUCUACUAAUGCAACCAGUGCAGACCAAACGUCACAUUCAUAGUAUGCAGUCACUACUGGGUCAAUAGAUAUUCUGAAAUCUGCCCUAAAAAUGAUGAAUGGUUUUGUUCCAGAAAGAUGGACAAGUCCAUUUAAGAUAGUUAUUGUGGUAAAGAUAUACAUAUUUCAAUCAUAAAAAAUAAAUUUUGUAUAGCCAAUAUUAUAAACUAUGGAUACACUGCACACAAUUGAAGACUUUAAUCUGUUGGCAUGAGUAAUUGAUUAUUCUGAUUAGUGUUUAAUGAUGUAGAAAUAUCAUAUGAUCUUUUUAAUAUCUUAUUUUAAAAUACAUAAUAUAAGUCUUAACUUUAUGUAUAAUAUUUUUACUUAUUUUUGUUUAUUCAUCCAUCUUUACCAACUUAUUUCCAAAAAAGAACUGAAUGUUUUUUGAUGACAAACGUUAAUGGUUUGCACAGCAAUUUUAUUUGUUGCUUCAUUUGUAUAAAUAUUUGAAAGUAUGAAAUAAAAUAGUUUAUUAGGUAAAUAUUUUUUCAUUAGACACUACUUUGUUUGUAGUGAUCAGAUUAUUAGCUUAUGUCCUGUAUUAUAAAGUUAGUUCUUUUUAAUAUUUCUCAAAUGUUUUUAAUUUAUCAUCUCUGAAUGUUGUUGUGUGUUAAUGGGAUUACCAAAACUGCACUGUCAUCAUUUAGCACGCAGUGAGGACUACUUUGUACUGAAUAGUGCCUUGAUAUUUUACAAUUUUUAUCAUCAAAGAGAAUGCCAAUAAACAUUCUCCCUGAAUGACAAGAUGUUUGAUUAGAUAGCAUAUUGACACAGAAAUAGAAUCAUCAUUUUUUUCGAAAGGGGGAGGGCAGGG